Schistosoma mattheei is the source of this 2169-nucleotide messenger RNA. The record is from the annotation of a GenBank genome assembly. Lineage: Eukaryota; Metazoa; Platyhelminthes; Trematoda; Strigeidida; Schistosomatidae.
AUGGGAGGAAUAUCCACCAAAAUAGCGUUUGAAGUGUGUGUGGUGACAGGAGACUACAGCGGCGAUGAAUUAGGUCCCGGAGUUAACAUGGUCAUGUUUGAUCACUGUGGUAAUCAGUCACCAACAAUUACUUUGGAUAAUAUAUUUCAAAAUGAUACUGACUAUACACAAGCGAAAUUCACCAUUGAUUUACAGGCCUGGAGUCGACUUAAAGUGUUUAAACGACUACACCAUAUCGAAUUUUGGUGUACUACUCAGUCUUAUCCACCACCUGCUUGGUUUUUAGAUAGAGUGAUUAUUAGGGAUAGAAGAUUUGGGAUGACUGCUGAAUGGAAAUAUUUUUUCUUUCCUGUACAUCAGUGGAUUAGUCAAGACCACCAAUAUGUUGUUCAUGACUGUGAGGCCUGGAUUCCUCAAUUGGAACCCUUUCCAGAGUUAAGAGAAGAGGAAGUUAGUAGACGUAUGCAAUUUUUUACUUUAUUUCAACGCUCAAAGGGUUUGCCAGUCGAAUUACAAGAAAUCCCACCUUCGGAGUUGUUUUCAUCAGACUCUCGAUGGGAUAUUGAGCCUUUAGUUCUGGAAGUUAUUGAACGUACUAGUCUGGCUGAAGAAUACACAAGUGAAGAGUCUUGGGAUUCUCUCGACACAUUGGGAAACUUCUAUAAGAAAUAUAAUAUUACUGAACCUGUGAGUUUACAGUUUUGGAUGAUGAAUGAUAUUUGCUUUGGUGCACAACGUAUUCGUGGAUGUAAUCCAUUCACUAUUCAAGUCUGUCGUACAUUACCAAAAAGUUUUGAAAUGGUAGCAAAUUCACUGAAACCUCAUUUAGAAGGUUGGACACUACGUCAAAUGGUAUCAGCUAAUCGUUUGUACUUACUUGAUUUUCAUAUAAUGCAAGGACUUAGUUGUAAACGUGGUCGAGAAUUAUGUGCACCAUUAGCUAUCUUUUUUUAUACUGAAAAGAGACAAUUAAAGCCAAUUGCGAUUCAAUUGAAUCGUAAUUCAAAUGAUGGAAGUGGGAUCAUUCUUCCAACUGAUCCAACUUCAAUAUGGUUACAAGCAAAAUUAUGGGUUAAUCUUGCUGAUGCCUGUCAUCAUAUGAUUGUUGGUCGAUUGUUAACUCAUUUAAUAUUGGAAUCAAUCUAUGUGUCAUUGCGACGUAAUGUAUCACAAUCACAUCCAAUAUAUCAUUUAGUUGCACCACAUUUCCGCAGUAUCCUACCUGUAACAAAGAAAUUAAAAGAGUGGACAUUUGAAAAUGGAUGGAUAUCUCGUAAUAUUCAAUUGUCACGUAAAGGAAUUAAACAGUUAUUAAGACGAGCUUUUAAAAAAUGGCGUUUUGAUGUAAAUGCAAAUAUUUAUCGUGAACUAGAGUCAAGAGGAGUAUUUGAUCCAAAUAGUUUAGGUAAUUAUCCAUAUCGUGAAGAUGCUAUACUUGUAUAUCAUGCAUUGGAACAGUUUAUCUCAAGCUACGUUCGUUUAUUUUACCCUGGUGGGACUGAACAAAUCAUACAUGAUAAUGAACUACAGUCUUGGAGACAUGAAAUUGCUAGUCCAAUGGAAGAAGGUGGUCUAGGCCUAGUCGGUGUCCCUGGUAGUACGAUAAAACUUCGUACGAAUUUUGGACCAGAAGAUUAUCUACAAGAUAAUGUUACAGAAGAAAUAUUUGGUUUAAAUACGGUUGAAGAAGUGGCCAAAUUUCUAAUGGGAAUUCUUUAUCUUGGUAUUAUUGUUACUGGUUCAGCGCUUCGAUUGCCAAUGUUUGAUGAGUAUGGCUUUCCAGCACAAUAUCCGUUAAGUCUAUUUGGUUCUCCUCCUUUAGAUAGAACUACAUUUUCCGAUGGUACUUUUAAUGGUGCACAUGGCAGUGUGUUUAGCUUUUCAAAUGUACAAGGUCUUGAUCGUGUAUUGGCUUCACUGCCCAAUCGUCAAAUGACAGUAGAAACUGUUCUCUACACUAGAUUGGCUAGUCGAGUUCAACAAUCUGUUUUAGGUCAAUUUGAAUCGGAUUUCAUAUUUAAAAAGAAAGCAGUUGUUCUAUUAGAUCAAUUUCGCCAUGACUUGGAAGAUGUGGCUAGACAGAUCGAUAUAAAUAACAGUGCUCGUGAUAUGCAUCAUCAGUAUCGAGCUUUAGAUCCUUCACUAAUGCCUAAUUAUCCAGGAAUUUGA